ACAAAUAUAGAUUUUUGCGGUUCUCAUUCUGUACAUAACACCAGAACAUUAAAAUAUGUAUCAAUAAAAGCAACGAAAAGGCAAGGUUAUAUAAAUAUCAACGAAAAUAUUAUUUCUUACAAUCAGUUGUCGUUUAGCUUUCAUAAGGUUAGUGCGUUGCAAGUUUAUUUAAAUAAUUGUUGUGAUUCUUGUGGUGUUUCGUUUUUGUGUGGUGUUGUUAUCAAAUCAAAAAUGUGGAAUAAGAUGAAUACGGUGACCUUUGGACUUUCAAUUUGCUUAUUUGGAAACUUUCUAUUUACCAUGGCUACACCUCCAGAUCUAACCAGAAGUAUUUCUGAAUUUUCCUCUGAUCUCUAUGGCGCUGUUACUGAAGGAAAGACGUCGAACGUCAUCAUUUCUCCGUUUUCUGUUCACAUGGCUGUGAGUCUAGCGCUGAUGGGAGCAAAGGGAAAAACUUCUGAUGAAAUGUUGCGAGGACUGAAACUAAGUGGAACAAAUGCAGAGAUUUCGGAAGAAAUUCAUCGACUCAUCGAACCAAUUCAAAAUAAUUCCAUGCUUAAAGUCGCCAACAAGGUCUACGUGAUGGAAAACUAUCGCAUUAAGCCUGAAUUCAAUGCUAUAGCUAAGGAGAAAUUUCACAGCGAAUCAGAAUCACUUAAUUUUGCUAAAGCAGCCGAAUCAGCUGGAACAAUAAACAAAUGGGUUGAAGAUAAAACAAACGAUAAAAUCAAAGAUUUGAUUCCCUCCGAUGCCUUGGGAGCGGACACGAGAAUGGUUUUGGUGAACGCAAUUUAUUUCAAGGGUUUCUGGCAGCAUCAAUUCAAGAAGGAACGUACUGAAAAGGCCCCAUUUUUCACUAGUGAAACCGAUUCAGUCUUGGUCGAUAUGAUGCACGUUAAGGAACACUUCCGGUACGGCGAAUUUUCCGAUUUGGAUGCUAAGGGUAUUGAGCUACCGUACAAAGACUCGGAUAUGUCUUUGUUCGUUAUUCUUCCGAAUAAACGAACGGGUUUGGCUCAAUUGGAAACACGAUUGAAAGAUAUCAACAUCAAGGACUUGAGCGGCAAAAUGUACAGAUCCGAGGUGGAGGUUUCCCUACCAAAGUUCAAGAUCGAAUUCGAAGUAUCUCUGGUCGACGCAUUGAAGAAGUUGGGAAUGACUGACAUGUUCUCACAGUCGGCUGAUUUCAGUGGUCUUCUCGAAACCACUGAACCGCUUUAUGUCUCCGAUGUAGUUCACAAAGCCUUUAUCGAUGUUAAUGAGGAAGGUGCCGAGGCUGCAGCCGCUACCGGAACCAUAAUUAUACCACUGUCUCUUGAGUACACUGACAUAUUUUUGGCCGACCAUCCGUUCUUUUUCAUCAUACGAAACGAUAAAAGUACCAUGUUUACAGGGAAAUUUUAUAAAAAUUAAGAAUUUCUGCUUUUUAGUUUGUAAUUUGAAUUGGUCGACUAGUAACAAUUUUAGGUAGAAGAUCCGGACGCAUUCGACCACUCAAUUUUAACGCUGAACAUUCGUUUUACUUUAUUUUGAUGACGAAUGGAAAUGCUAUUUUCGUUGGUAGAAAAAUGCAGUAGCACAAAUUUUCAACAUUUUUAUUAUGAUAAUUCAGUGUUAUUUCGUAAAUGUUAUACCUGUGGAAAUAAACGCAAAUUAUUC
Molecule: messenger RNA, 1659 nt
Organism: Bradysia coprophila
Lineage: Eukaryota; Metazoa; Arthropoda; Insecta; Diptera; Sciaridae
Product: alaserpin-like
Molecular function (GO): serine-type endopeptidase inhibitor activity
Source: RefSeq, a predicted model, not a curated record